AUGGAAAAAAUUAAAGGACAUGGAAAACGAUGUAAGACUUUUAUAUCUAAUUCGAAUUUAAAACCUAAUUUUCAGAACUAUGACGUGGAAGAACAGGGGUGUAGCGCCUUCACCGGCAAAAGUGGCUAUAUUAUCAGAGGAUGUUGUGUGGUCUUUAUACUCAUCAUUUGUAUGAUCAUUGUAGUAUCAGUCAUUUUCACUUUCAUGCAAAGACCAAUCGAUCUUACUGCUCAAACUCCUCUCAAUGCCUCCGGACUUGUAGCCUCACCUGAAGAAACGUCUUCGAAACCGCAACUUCGCGUAUUCCCCACAUUUACAAAACGCUUCACAUUCGAUAUGUUGUUUUCUGGAAAACGAUUCCUUAUUGAUUCCCAUGACUAUAUGUGGCUACCAGAUGGAUCAUUUGUGCAUAUCAAAAAUGAUGAAUCGAUGACAAAACCAAAAAUUUCAAAAAUUGCACUGAAAUCCUUCGAACCAUCACCAUUUGUUGAUAGUGAUGAGUAUGCUCGAGCAUUGUCUUCUGAUAUGAAAUACGCCUAUGGAUCGGAGAGAGUGAACGAGUUGUUUAGACAUUCUGCCGAGUAUCUCUAUCAUAUUGUUAAAAUGAUAAAUGGAACAGCGUCCACUGAGAGAUGGCAUGUUGGACCAGAAGAGAACGCUCUUAUCCAAGCAUUUUACUGGAAUCCAAACAAAUCCAGUCAUGAUUUUGUUUACGUUCACAACUACAAUUUGUACUAUCAAAAGGAUCCGGAAAAACCAAAUGAUGCAAUUCAGUUGACAUCUGGAGGAACUACUUUUAAUAGAUUUGGGUUCAGCAACUGGUUGUAUGAGGAGGAGAUCUUGGAUGGGUCUGGAGCCGUUUGGUGGUCUCCGUCGGGUCGUUAUGUGUCAUAUUUGAAAUUUGAUGAUACCAAUGUAAAUCGCAUCUUCCUUCCAAAAUACACUGAUGAGGAUAGCUAUGUGGAAUAUUUCGAACUACCGUACCCAAAAGCCGGAGUUCAAAACAACACACUGGUUACUCAAUACAUUUGGGACAGUGUGAAUCACAAAAUCGUCGAGACUGCUGCGCCAAACGAGCUUGUCUCCACUAAUGGAAACUAUUAUGUGCUAACCAACAAAUGGAUCACCAUGCCCAAAAAUGCGAGUGAAUUGGGAGCAGAGAGACUGAUUACUGUUUGGUCAAAUCGCGAUCAAAACAAUCUUCACUAUUCUCUGUGCAACGAGCAAGACUGUGUCAUGAUUAUGUCGUUCCCAUUUGAAAUCGACAAUAGGAAAAUGUGGGUUCAACCCAAAGAUGUCAGAAGUAUUUUCGAAACUGAGUCAGGAUUCUUGACUAUUCUUCCACAUAAACAUGAAGAUGGCAAUAUUUACAACCAUGCGGCCCAUAUCGAACUUGACAAUACUGGUCAUGGAAAAAUCAUAAAAUGGAUUGGAGAGAACUACGAUAUCCAAAUGAUUCUGGGAUAUUCGGGAAAACUCGAUGCUCUUACUUUAAGUGCUUUUGGAACAGAAGUUGGAGAGAAUAGCAUGUAUAUUGUCAGAGAGGCGUUGUACGGAAAGGAAAAGGUUACCCUCCAAAAGCUAUCAGAACAAUUUGAAGACUGCAAAAGUAUGGGAUCCCAAUCUGCGGAUCCAACCGGAGAACGUCUCGUGGUCCAGUGUGAAGCACCAUUUGAAAACACGAGAUUGUAUUUGGUGGACGUAGUUGAUGUCACCAAAAAAGUACUACUAGCAGGAUCUACAAAAGCUUACAUUCCAUUUGAUGUCCCACGUGUGUCAUUCGGAAAGUUUCAGCUGCCAUCUGGAAUCGAUGGCCAUUAUAUGCUUCAAAAGCCUGCAAAUCUUCAAGAAACCGCAAAGGUUCCUCUUCUUGUUGACAUAUAUGGUGGCCCGGAUAGUAAAAAUGUGUAUCAAAGAACACCAACCGCGCAUGCGAUUCAAAUUGUUUCCCAGUACGAUAUUGCUUAUGCUAGGAUAGAUGUUCGAGGGACUGGAGGAAGAGGAUGGAAUGUGAAGGAGCAAGUUUAUAAAAACUUGGGAGAAGCUGAAACUACGGAUACACUGGAUAUGAUAAGAGAAUUUGUGAGGAACUUCAAUUUCAUAGACGAGGAUAGAAUAAUUAUUAUGGGCUGGUCUUACGGAGGAUUUCUAACAGCAAAAAUCGCGGCGAAAGAUCAAGGAGAGCUGAUAAAAUGCGCAAUUUCCAUAGCUCCAGUUACAGAUUUCAAAUAUUAUGGUAUGUUUCAUACUUUAUACUUCAAAACUUUUACUUUCGAAUUUGCAGAUUCCGCGUAUACAGAACGGUAUCUGGGUCAACCAUCUGAUAAUCCGAAUGGAUAUAAAAACACAAAUGUGAUCCCUCACGCUAGGAAUUUGAGCAAUACAAAAUAUUUCUUGGCACAUGGAGAGCGAGAUGACAAUGUCCAUUAUCAAAAUAGCGCGAGGUGGUCGGAAGCGCUUCAAUAUAAUGGAAUACAUUUUACACAACUGGUAAUAAUGGAAAUCACAUUUUCUAUUAGAAAAAUCGUGUACGCAAAUGAAGCACAUAGUUUAAGUCGGAAGAUGCAUCAUCUUUACGCUGAAAUUCAACGGUUCAUGAAGGACGAAUGUUUUACGUCCAACUCAGAUCUUAUAUUUUAA
Caenorhabditis briggsae is the source of this 2640-nucleotide messenger RNA. RefSeq names its product Protein CBR-DPF-2 (gene Cbr-dpf-2). NCBI's taxonomy places the organism in Eukaryota, Metazoa, Nematoda, Chromadorea, Rhabditida, Rhabditidae. Gene Ontology annotation, molecular function: dipeptidyl-peptidase activity; serine-type peptidase activity. Bases 1 to 2640 code for a protein of 879 amino acids. The record is from RefSeq and is a predicted model, not a curated record. The transcript is spliced from 14 exons. Gene Ontology annotation, biological process: proteolysis.